Molecule: messenger RNA, 756 nt
Organism: Sitophilus oryzae (rice weevil)
Lineage: Eukaryota; Metazoa; Arthropoda; Insecta; Coleoptera; Curculionidae
Exons: 4
Coding region: 34-543 (169 amino acids)
Source: RefSeq, a predicted model, not a curated record
AUUUUUGUGGGUAGUAUUCAAUAGUUAGUCAAAAUGUCUAUUGACUGCAACAAUUUUGUUAAAUUGUGUUCUGGCGAACUUUGUAAUUUGACCCUUGUAGCAUAUAUAUCAGGAUGUAUAGGUUUGAUAUGGAGAAUAGUAAUCAUGGGAAUGAUUUCAAAAUCAAUAUCUACACAUACUGUUUAUGACGUAUACGCAUUCUACGUUUUUUAUUGUAUUGCUUUAACAUAUAUCUUAGUGUCAAUAGUAUUAAAUGGAUGUUUUGUAUGGGGAAUCUACAAGAGAAGAAAAUGUUUUGUAUUAGGAUACAUAAUAGUUUUAGCCACUGAAAUGACAAUCGGAGUUAUAGGUGUAUCAGCGAUAGUCAUGCUAUUAUUUGCAGUUUCAGUAGUUGGAUAUGGAUUUUUGUUCAUAUUUGUUACGGCUAUAUCUAUAGCCAUUGCCUUCCUAAUUUGGCUACACCAUGUUCUCUUGUACAAGGAUUUUGAAGAGGUGGACAGUUUCAGACCAAAUGGAGAAAGAAAUAUGUCUCUGUCAGAAUGAGGAAAAUGCAUGUUUUUAAAUAAUGGUUUUAAAAAAUAGUUCAUAUAAUUACAAACUGAACAAAAAAAAUCGUUGAAAUCGGUUAAGAAAUGCCUCUAAUAUAAAAUAAUUAAAUAUUGUUAAUUUAAAUGGCCGGGCAAACGCUCUCUACCGCGCCUUGCCGCUGUGACGUCACCCGCCGUUCUUCUGGUUGAGUGGAGCCAGACGCUUGUU